Bombus impatiens (common eastern bumble bee) is the source of this 1457-nucleotide messenger RNA. RefSeq lists its product as uncharacterized. NCBI's taxonomy places the organism in Eukaryota, Metazoa, Arthropoda, Insecta, Hymenoptera, Apidae. The transcript is spliced from 4 exons. The record is from RefSeq and is a predicted model, not a curated record. Bases 323 to 703 code for a protein of 126 amino acids.
CUCGCCCUAGGAGUGUGCGCCAGUGGGCGACCGUUUACAACGCGAUAAGCGUCGCGGCGCCCUCAACGAUAGGCAAGUUGAGGACGUUGUCCUAGUACGUCCGCUUUCGCAUUCGGUUGUGUUUCCUCGCGCGGGUUCGUUCGCGUCAAUUCGUAGGGAACAAGGUCUCCGGUUCCGGUGAAUCGUCGCUUGUCGGUGUUGUUAUAUUUUUUUGUUUACGACGAGGCGACCGUCAACGCGAUCGCGAUGAAGCAAUGAGCUAAAAGAUCACGAGUAACGACGACUGUCAAAAAGAUGCCGGUACACCGAUUGAACACGGGAAAUGCGGGCCAGCUGGAGAGUGUUGCUGCGUAAUCAACGAACUACCGUCCCCAUGCUUGGCAGUGCCUUUCCUGGGACCACUUUAGAAGCUUUGGAGGAUGGGUUCCCGAAGGAGCGGUUUCAGCGGGAGCCGGGCGAACGCUGGCGUUCUGAAGGAACGAGCCAGCAUGUCGUUCAUGCUGGUGGUCAUGUUCUUCGCCGUGUUCGGUUUGAUCGUCUUUACGGAGAUAUUCCUGAUCGACGAGAGGCGUGGCGGGGGCGUAGGUGGCACCGGGGCCCUAGGAGGUCACAGGAGUGGACAUCGAUUGCCGGCUGCGCCCGAUCGUCCGGAUUACGGGGAAAUCGGACCUGCUUUUUCCUGUGUUUCGAGUUUCCGUGCUAGCGACGCGUCGGGGUGAAGGACGCGCUCGUCAAAAAUUCUGAUGCCACCCAGAUGAUAUACGUAUACGUGAUGGCCCAUGCAGUAACGCCCACGGGAUACGAUAUGCCAUUGAAGCUGGGAAGAAAUGGAAAACACACCGUGGGACAAAGUGAAACGAUACGGGAAAAAUGAAAAUUCUAAGAUUAAUUCUAUGCAUUUUUAUAGAUACAAUAACGAUACGUAUAUAGAGAGUGUAAUUAUAUCUGUUUUAAUUUAUCAGGUUUCGAAUUUUGUGGUAAUCGUAAAAUUGAAUUUCGGUAUAAUUUUGUGGAGAAUGAAAAGAAAGCUUGAUUGAUAGAUCGCGUAUUUACAUGAAUUUAGCGAAUUUGAAAUGCAAAAAUACACAAAAUGUACGUAAUAGGCAAAAAGUGUAUAAGAUAUUCAAAGUAGAGUACUCGUUACAAUACUUAGCAGGUGACGUUGAUUAAUCUCUGCACAAGUUCCGUUUCUUCUACUGUGACGAAAGGUUUGCUUAAGUAUCCAAUUUAUCGAUCGACAUGGACGAAAGUAUGGAAUUCUAUCUAAAAAAGAGCCGUAAUUUCACUUUUCCAAUUCAUUGAUACAUAGAAAUGCGUCCAAUUAAUUCUAGAAUAUUUUUCAUUCUACAGUUUUGACUGAUUGAACAUUUUGUUGACUCCUUCGACGAUUCGAUAAAAAACUAUUUUGAACAAAAUUCUUAAUAACCUUUCAUGCUACACCGCGUGAUCGAUUCAAU